AAUUCUACCAUCACCGGAAAUUAUUACUUUACAGGAAAAUGACUGAUCGCUGAGUCGCAUAAUCUGAAAUCUUACGCGAACUGGAGCAAUUUCGACGUUAACCGUUUAAUGAUGGCUGAAGGAGGCAGUACAAGUAUUACAGACGUGACCGUGACAGAAACUAUCAUACAGGAGUCACCGCCAAGUCCACCUCUGAGGUUAAAACUGAAGAAGCCCAAACCUGACAAGAAAGUAAAGUGGACUUCAGAAACAGUGGACAAUGAAAACAUGGGCAAGAAGAAGUCCAAAUGUUGUUGUGUUUAUGAAAAGCCCAGAUCGUUUGGAGAAUCAUCUUCAGAAGAUGAAGGUGAAGAUGGAUGUUCGCAUCAUUGUCGUGGCCAUAAAAAGAAGUGCUACCAGGGUCACGGUCCAGAGGAUCACCACGACAACGGGGCAGGUCCGAGCACAGGUGGCGAGUCCAAUGGAGGAGACGGGAUGGCUGCUUCCAGUUAAUGCUGCAUUCUGUAUAUAGGCUGUUAAGUUUUGUACAUAUAUUGUAUAUCUGUAUAUUCUGAUUGUUGAAGGGGAAGUGAAACUAUCCAACCCUGAAUGUUUUUAAAGUGAACAAAUAGGCUCUUGGUGAUACAGAAUAUGAUACAGAUAUGAUAUCAUGCUAGAUUAUUCUUAACACAUUAAUAUCAGCAUCUAAGUGAGGGUUGUUCCUGAAUAGUAGUGCUGCUUUGGGGCUUCUAAUCUGGAUUUUAUUUUGAGGAGCAUCCUGCUGUUGUUUUUGUUUGCAUUUUUAAGACUUUUCAAAGAUUUGUUUGUUUGUUUUUUAAAUUAACCCUAAAUGAAAUCUGAUAACAUUUCUCAAUGUCAUAUAGCUGGAAUAUUGCUGAGGGCAUCAUUAAUCAACUAAGAACUACAUUCAUCAACUAAGAACUACAUUCAUCAACUAAGAACUACAUUAGUCAACUAAGAACUACAUUAAUCAACUAAGAACUACAUUAAUCAACUAAGAACUACAUUCAUCAACUAAGAACUACAUUAAUCAACUAAGAACUACAUUUAUCAACUAAGUACUACAUUAAUCAACUAAGAACUACAUUAGUCAACUAAGAACUACAUUAAUCAACUAAGAACUACAUUCAUCAACUAAGAACUACAUUAGUCAACUAAGAACUACAUUAGUCAACUAAGAACUACAUUCAUCAACUAAGAACUACAUUAGUCAACUAAGAACUACAUUAAUCAACUAAGAACUACAUUAAUCAACUAAGAACUACAUUAAUCAACUAAGAACUACAUUUCAUUUCUUUAGUUCAACUUUAGCCAUAUUAACUGAGAAAAUUUGUAAAAGUAAACAUGUGAAAUGGUCUGGCUGCAGGUAGAAACUGAGUUCUGGACCUGAGGUCACAUGACUGUCAUCUGUCACCAAUAAAGUGGUUUGUAGAAAACAUACUGAACUGAAUACUGUUGCUUGUCUGCACUAUGGCCACGUAUCCACACUUGGCUUGUGUCCAGCAAAGAAAGCCUGCAUGUUUACAAGGUUAACAAAGUUUCAUGCAUGGUUAAAAAACUAUUUAGGAUGAGAUGGUAAUGUGACUGUUAACCUUCUAGCGCCUCACGGGCAGCUUGGGUUGUAUACUCCCCAGGGAGCUGAGAAUAAAAACCAAGGUCCUUUCAUGCAUUGUUAAAAUAGUUGUAAGAUGAGAUGGUAAUGUGACUGUUAACCUUGUCGUGCCUCACAGGCAGCCUUGGUUGUAUACUCCCCAGGGAGUUGAGAAUGAAAUGUCUAGUGCUCACUGAUCAAAUGGCCGGUGUGUAAUAAUGCAACACUUUGAGCAGACAUUGCAUAUGAAGAUAUGUGCAGUACAGUAGGUCCUGUCAGGUGCACCAUGACCCUCCAAUCUAAAUGAGGGAUGUGUGGCUUCUUGAGCCAAUCAGAUGUUUAUCUUCACAAUUCAACUAAACAAACGGAAAAUCCACACAGAACACACAUAUUCAAUGGUUUUACCUUUCGUUGUAGGCACUCAGAAAUGACUGUGUGUAUAACAUAUCCACAACAACAUAAUGGCUCAGCCUUUAUUAUUUACAUUCAGAACUGGUCUUUUCGAGAUAUGCUGGUCUGAAUGCUUUGUCUACUUCUACUGAUUAAUUUGAAGCCCCUGUGUUGAGCGAUUGUUCAGGAAGUCUUAGAUUAGUGUAUCAGAGUUAAAGAUCUGAUUUUUAGAAGAGUGGCUGAUUAUUUAUUCCUUUAUUCUGUCAGACUGAAUUAUUUCAGUUACAGUGUGACAUUGUUUGUGUGUGACUACAGACAACUCAUUUGUAAGAGGCCUUUAGUACUAUGGGGCUGACCAUUUAACAAUCAGGGGAGGCCUGGGCUUUUUAAGAGACAGAAUAUUUUUUCAGUCAGUGCUUCAAGAUGGACAAUUUUCUGUACCCUCAACACAAGUUAUUUUUAAAAACAACAAGCAUAUUCAAUUUGAUUAUGUACCAAACAUUUCAGCCUUUUCAUAAAGAAAUAAUAUUUAAAAAAUAUAAUCCCAGUUCCACCCCACCCACCCACCCCUAAAACACGAAAUGGUUUGCCCCUCACUGGCUUUAUUGUCUUGGUUAAUCUACAAUUAAUAAUCAUCAAAAAUUGUUUAAUCCUUUUAUCUGACCACUAAUGGAAAUUAAGUCAGUACAUGUAGUUAUACAUUAUGCAUGUUAUGAGCCAAAUCUGUCAGAUGUAUUUUUGUUUGUUUUAUUUUUUGUUUAUUGCAUUUUAGAUUGACUCAAAUUGCUGUAGACUGUUAAGCUAAUUCCUUUAGGUAGCUGUUAUAUACCUUCAUAAGUCAUCAUGCUUAUCCUCUCGCUUGAAGUCUCGGACAUGUAUCAUACCAUGGUAUAUUGAUCAUGCAGUUUGUAUUUUUCCAUACCAGUGAAGAUCAAGGUAGAAUAGGUCUUUAACAACCCAUGCUUGCCGUAAAGACAACUAUGCUUUUCGUAAAAGGCGACUAACGGGAUCGGGUAGUCAGCCUCCCUGACUUGGUUGUGCAUGUCAUCGUAUCCCA
This is a messenger RNA of Haliotis rufescens (red abalone), 3038 nucleotides long. RefSeq names its product E3 ubiquitin-protein ligase PPP1R11-like. The transcript is spliced from 4 exons. Lineage: Eukaryota; Metazoa; Mollusca; Gastropoda; Lepetellida; Haliotidae. Bases 109 to 492 code for a protein of 127 amino acids. Gene Ontology annotation, cellular component: nucleus. The record is from RefSeq and is a predicted model, not a curated record. Gene Ontology annotation, molecular function: protein serine/threonine phosphatase inhibitor activity; protein phosphatase 1 binding.